CAAUUGUGAUACAAGUACAGUACAAGUACUAUCAUAUCAGACCCAAACGUUAUACCCUGUAUUGCCUUUUUCUCUUACCAUACUGAAAUGUCCUUCGAACAUGUCAAAAUUUUAGGCCGACGAAAUUUUUAGGGCAGGCUCUUCUGGAGCUAUUCUGUCGAGAGAAAACGAAAUGGGUGGAUAUUUUUUGAUGAUACAGGUAGCUAACAUUGUUUACAAGUAUUGAAGAUGAUGUAGGCGAGUGACUACCCGUGUCGCCUUCUCAUAACCUCAAUGGGAAAGGAGCGGAAGUUGGAGAUUAUGCUGAUGUCUGAGACAUCAAAAUUCAGGGGCAGAGAGGCUUCGUGCCCCCCUUGCCCUUCACCCACGAGAUGAGUCACUCUUUUGUGACUUGCAAGGAUAACUUCUUAUCAUACAAGUACUAGUACGGUACCAUUACAGUGCUGUGGAUACUGAUCUAAUCUCUCUGGAUCGCGGAAAAUCAUGACUGUUCGGACGGAUAUAUGAUACAGACAUUCUUUUCAGCUUUCUUGAUAUCACUGAGGACGAAUCAAUUACAACACGGCAAAGUGCCAAAGUGCUGGUGCCGUAUGAUACGUAGGUGAGAAAGGCCCUCAGAUUAGCGGCCCUGGUAGUUAUCGCCCGUGAUCCAAAAGGGCGAAAGAAGCUUAAAUCAUUCCAAGGGAUGGCCUGUCCCUAUUGUUACACAAAAUCGGAGGGAUAAAUACCCGUUGUCAACAUUUCACCCACAACCUAUACUAUUUAUUUACUGUUGACAAAAGGAGCCACGAACGAACAAGCGCAAACCAAAAGACGAGAAAAAUGUUUGACUUUCUCAUGAAUCCUGAACCGGGACGGAGCUCUGGGAGACCUCAACUACCACUGGACAUUGUUUCUAGCAUCAUCUCCCGGAUCGAAUCACCGGCAGACCUUGCCCGUGUUAGUCGAAGCAGUCGAAUUCACCACUUCCUAACUGUCCCUUUGCUCUAUAAGAACGUGGUUCUCAUUUGUAGACAUGAGGAGAGAAAGCCUUCCAUCACCUUGGCGCAGAUGGGGGCAUUGCUCAAGCCCGGUAUUGCAGCCUGUGUGCGACGUUUGGAGGUUAUCAGUGAGAAGCCAUCAGGUCAGGACCGGCGAGGUGAAGAUCGUGGGGUGUGGGCUGUCGCGGUGGUGGGGAUAAUCUCCGGAAUGAAUACGCUGGAAGAAUUCCUAUGGAAUUCAGAAUCAAUGAUGCAUCCUAUCCUUUAUGAAGCGCUAUCUAGACACCCGAAAUUGAAGGGCCUGAGAAUAAUACAUCCACUCUCACUUCAUCCCCCUCCCCCACCUUCGUUUGCGCCUCCGAUAAUCUUUAGAAAUCUGAAGAGUAUACACCUAACAGGCCUCGGUUCCCGAACAACAUACAAUUGGGGUAUGUCUUCAAUGCCGGCACUCCAAAUUUUCAAAGUGUCUUGGAGGAUCUCGACUAGGUUAAGCGUCAUCUUCCCAGAACAAAGACCCGCCAAAAGUCCCCGAGUUCUUAAGGAACUCCAUAUAAGCAAUGUGGUACUAGAUAUACCAAUACAUCAGUGUUUGGAUUUGGUGGAGCUUCAAAAACUUUCACUACUUGACUGUAGUGUUGGGGAGUCAUCGUCAUGGGACGAGAUAUUGUGUGCUGAAGAACAGAAAGUCGCCAACUCUGGAUCACCCGCAAGUGCUUUAUCGGGAGGAGAUGGAGGCGUCACGAGGCAGAGCCCUAAACCCAGAGUGAGGCGCUUGAAGCUAAAGAGCCUUCGGAUAAACGAUGUGGGGAAACAUUGGAUAAGCUUCCUCUCCUCCUUCGCUGGCCUGGAAGAGUUAUACAUCCUUCCAUCAACCAGCGUGAUAGAAGAGGAGGCUGUUGAGCCCUUCCUCGACGCGAUUAUAAACUUCCACGGCUCUACAAUCCGCAACCUCCGUCUAAGCACCAGCCAGCCAGUCGAGAGACGCUGCGCCUCAAAACUGGUUCGCUCUUGCAAAGGUCUUGAGGAGGUGUCCUUGCGGAUACCAAAAUCCGAAUGGAAAUUUAUAGAGAUACUAAUCCUGCUUUUGACACGCAUUCGCGUCUUUCAACUCUUGACGACGGACCUAUCAUCCCACGCGGAGGAGUACGAUGAACUGCUUGCACAUCGGGAGGAAUCAGAACGCCAAGUCGCCCAGGGAGGGGAAUCAUUGAUGGAAAUCUUUGGCUUUGGUACUAAGUGGGCGUGGGUUAUUGACCGGACGCCUAGCUGGGUCGAUGGCGUGGAUCCGGAGACGGGCAAGGUUGAGAAGAGGAAGGUGAAGAAGGGACAUAUCGAGCGGAUUUCGAUACUCAGUGAGAAGGUUGGGGUCUGGAAGGCUGAGGAGAGGAUUUAAUUAAUUUAUUAGUGAGGGAAUUGGGAAAAGAGAAAUUGGUUAGGGUAGAGCAAUAGCGAUAUAUUCUGGUGCAUAGAAAAAACCUUUAGAUAGCUGUGCUCUAUUGUAAGUCACCUUGUAUCAUAAAUAAUAUGUAACUAGCACUUUAAAUAAACUACUAAUGCCAUAUCCCA
Tuber melanosporum (Perigord truffle) is the source of this 2546-nucleotide messenger RNA. RefSeq lists its product as uncharacterized. Lineage: Eukaryota; Fungi; Ascomycota; Pezizomycetes; Pezizales; Tuberaceae. The transcript is spliced from 4 exons. Bases 823 to 2373 code for a protein of 516 amino acids. The record is from RefSeq and is a predicted model, not a curated record.